CUUUCUCAAGCAGAGAGAGCGCCGGCCCCGGAGGCGGCAGACAAUAUCCGAGGGAGUUAACAAUCGCCUCCACUGUGUGGCCGAGCGUCCUCCCCUCGGCGCCGCCCGGGAAGGUGGAUUCCGCAAUGGCAGGAUGUUCAUGAGCUGAGCUCCGCAGCUGAGAAACAUGAGAAGGUCUUUCUAUCCAUGUUCCGGGGCUGCGCACAGCCCGCUUGGUAAAUAAAGCGCGGAGGCGGACGCGGUUCGUGUGGUUAGCGCCCGGGAUCUAUGCAUAGAAAACAUGUGGUGGGGAUGGGAACGGGCAUAGCAACCAAACUGGAUUAUUACCCGCGGAAGAGAGCCACUGGAUCCCGCGGCAACAGAAAUCAAGUCAUCUGGACUUCCAAACUGCACGUCUCCUAGUCGCUGCGGCCGCAAAGCGCCGGCCUCCCAGCUUGGACCAUGAACACCAUCGUCUUCAACAAGCUCAGCAGCCAAGUGCUUUUCGAGGACAGCGACGCCAAGGAGAGAGAGCGGGGUGGUCGACCCUACAGCGGGAUCCUGGAUGGGGCCCAUCAUCACCACCCCGAGGUGGUCAUUCCCGACAGCCCAUCACUCAAAGAUAACCUCAGUCUCCGACACAGGAGGACAGGGGCUCGGCAAAACGGAGGAAAGGUGAGGCACAAGCGGCAGGCCCUGCAGGACAUGGCGAGGCCCCUCAAACAGUGGCUUUACAAGCAUCGGGACAAUCCAUACCCCACAAAGACCGAGAAAAUCCUCUUGGCCCUAGGCUCCCAGAUGACCUUGGUGCAGGUGUCAAACUGGUUUGCUAAUGCAAGACGUCGCCUUAAGAAUACGGUCAGGCAACCAGAUCUGAGCUGGGCUUUGCGAAUAAAACUCUACAACAAAUAUGUGCAAGGAAAUGCAGAAAGACUUAGUGUGAGCAGUGAUGAUUCAUGUUCUGAAGAUGGAGAAAAUCCCCCAAGAAACCAUGUGAAUGAAUCGGGGUAUAAUAACCCAGUUCACCAUGCAGUAAUUAAAACAGAGAGCUCUGUGAUCAAAACUGGAGUGAGACCAGAACCCGGCACCAAUGAGGACUACGUGUCACCCCCCAAAUACAAGAGUAGCUUGUUGAACCGCUACCUUAAUGACUCUUUGCGACACGUCAUGGCCACAAAUGCAGCAAUGAUGGAAAAAACGAGACAGAGAAACCAUUCGGGGUCAUUUAGUUCCAAUGAAUUUGAGGAGGAGCUUGUGUCUCCAUCAUCAUCAGAAACUGAAGGCAACUUUGUCUAUCGAACAGACAAUCUGGAAAAUGGAUCCAAUAAGUGUGACAGUGCAGCUAACAGAAAGGGAGCAAGCAAAGAUGAAACCUAUUGGAAGGAGAUCAAUGCAGCUAUGGCCUUAACUAAUCUCGCACAGGGAAAAGACAAACUACAGGGUACCACCAGCUGCAUCAUUCAGAAAUCAUCACAUAUAUCAGAGGUCAAGACUGUCAAAGUGCCACUAGCCCAACAAUUUUAAGCGCUUGCUACCUGUGGGAUCCAAUGGACACUCAUCGCGCCAUUUGUAUUUCUGUAAAGUCAGAACCCAAGACCCGGAGCAAGCAUCAAAAAACCGUUCCCUUCCUGACAUGGUCAGUAAAGCAGUUACUCCCCUUAGACUUUUUGGUCUUCUUUUUUUUAAUUAUAUUAAAUAAAUUGUCCAAUUGCUUCUAUAAAAGACAUAUAAAUUAUAAAAAAAUCAGUUUUUAUCAAAAUAUUAACUUAUUUUAUGUUACUCAAACUAUGCAUAAAAUGUCUGCAUUGCUAUUACGAUAAGUGCCUUGCUUUCCAAAAAUAAGCUAUAACGUGGGCAUAGCAGAAUAGUUAUGCCUCAAAAUGACAAUGCCAUAAUGCUUAUUAGAAUAUGUAUUAUUUCAAAUGGGCCUGACCAUCCAGGGCUGAAACCAUAACUGCUGAAUGCCCUUGAAAUGUAUUCAGUAUUUCGCAUUUUUAAAACGUGGAGAUCUUUCAUUCUAAAGGAAAUAUCCCCUUUUUAAAAGUUCCACAGUAUUAAGUAUGGUCCAAUGUAGCUUUCAGAAUGGCAUUAAGGUUGUUGUGCAUGUUUCUUGCUUGUCUAUGCAGUACGUUAUCCACUUACCACCAUAACUCACUUCAUUGAAAAGUGCAAUACUCCAUAUAAUAUGUAUAUGUAAGAAACAGUGUGUCCAAAUUAAUUUAAAAGUUAAAACUAGACACCAGAUUCAGGAGACGUUUCUUGUGGCAAACUUCUCCAGAAAACUCCCUCCACCCAGCUGAAGUUUCAUUUUGGAUUUUUUCUUUCUUGAGCUUUGCUACACACUGUUAAAAGUUGUUAAAUAAAAGCAAACAAAAAAAAUCUUUUUGUACAGAAGUAAACUUGUAGUCCCUUGUAUCUUUACUUGUUUGGGAACUCAGUGUCUUGCCAUGAUGGAAACAGUUAUAGCUAUGGCUUGGUCAAAACAGCAUUGGUUUGAUUUGUGUGAAAUCAGAAAGUCUAAUUGAUAAUCUACCUUUCAAGGAACAAAAGAUAUUGAGAUAAAUAUAUGUAUGUGGGUGUAUACAUAGCCAAACACACACACACACAAUAUAAAGUCAACCCAUAAACGAAAAGCAUAUGGUCUUUGAAAUAUUGAAAGGUCAUUACAUUUUGCCAAGGAGAUUAAGGGCUGAUACAAAAUAACGACUCAAAAUUUGAAACAAAAUUGCCAUUGAGUGAAAAUAGAAAUACAAAAGUGGAUUUUCUUCAAUCAAAUAAUAAUAUCCAAAUCAUUUUGAAAAAAACUUGAAUCAACAAUGGAAAUUCUGAAUACGACUUAGAGUAUACCAACUAUAGGAAGAUGAAAAAGAUUUGCUUAUUGGGGGAAUGGGAUAGGAAUUUAUUUUUUCCAUUUGUAAGCUAUUCUGUUCCUCAAAAAAAAAAAAAAACCUACGUGUGCAUAUGUGAAAGAGAAAGCAUGUACACCUCACUAAUGCAUCCAAAUUCUCCUUUAUGUUCCAGAAUAUUUUACAAAAUCUUGUCUGCUCCAGUUGUACUAAAUUAUCAAGAGACAGGAAAAAAAAAUCCAUCUUGGUGUAACUUGUAGGAUACUUUUUGUUGUAGCAUAGCCUUGGGGGUUGGGGUUAUUUAGUGUAUGAUAAAGAUAAUUUGAUAUGAAAAUAUUUUGUAUAUAUAUUUUUUACUUUGUUUUUCUAAAUUGCUGUUUGCAAUGACAUUUAAGUGCCACGCAAGAAGUAUACACCACGACUGUAUGAACAAAUGGAGUACGUGUUUAAUUGCCUUUAGAUAGUUGAGUUCCAUGAUGCAUUUCAGUACUUUAUAUUCAAACUUUUGCCAUAAUGUGAGCAGAUAACUGAAAACUAACGACAAAUACUUCACUCUUGUUCGUACUAUCAUAAGUUAUUCAGGCAUAAAGGAUCUUGUGACAAUACUUUGUUUUAGUUUUGACAAACAUUUCAGUUCAAGGUAUGCAGAAUGUUUUCAUUUGAAUUAGUGAUCAUUACGCACUGUCACCUUUUUCUUUCUUUUUUUUUUUUUUUAAGCAGCAGCAAAUUAGUUUUUGGGUAUAAAUAUAGAAGAUAAGUCAUUGUGGAACAUGUGUUUUUGCAUUUGUUUUUGUUUUUGUUUUUAACCAUCAAACUGUGGAGAUUGGUCCAUAAACACAUUGAGUCCAUUUUACAAUUAACAAAUACUUGGCAUUAUUACCUACUGUAAUUAUCUUUAAUUUAUUUUUUCCUUUUGCUGCUUUAACAUUUUUUGGAAAUGCAAAUGCUUCUUCUCUCCCCACUCCCCCCCUCCCCAAUUUCCUUUUAAAAGAAGAAUCUUGAACAACGCUGAGCCAACAGCUGAAAAUCAAAGUCAUAAUUUAUAUUGUAGAGAAACGUUAUUACCGCUGUUCCUUGUUUUGCCAUAUGUAAUCAUUUUAAUAAAAUUAAUAACUGCCAAAAA
Molecule: messenger RNA, 3948 nt
Organism: Antechinus flavipes (yellow-footed antechinus)
Lineage: Eukaryota; Metazoa; Chordata; Mammalia; Dasyuromorphia; Dasyuridae
Gene: MKX
Product: mohawk homeobox
Exons: 7
Coding region: 442-1503 (353 amino acids)
Biological process (GO): regulation of transcription by RNA polymerase II; muscle organ development; cell development
Cellular component (GO): nucleus
Molecular function (GO): RNA polymerase II cis-regulatory region sequence-specific DNA binding; DNA-binding transcription factor activity, RNA polymerase II-specific
Source: RefSeq, a predicted model, not a curated record